Molecule: messenger RNA, 1901 nt
Organism: Numida meleagris (helmeted guineafowl)
Lineage: Eukaryota; Metazoa; Chordata; Aves; Galliformes; Numididae
Gene: ABHD12
Product: abhydrolase domain containing 12
Exons: 13
Coding region: 118-1263 (381 amino acids)
Biological process (GO): monoacylglycerol catabolic process; phosphatidylserine catabolic process
Cellular component (GO): endoplasmic reticulum membrane
Molecular function (GO): monoacylglycerol lipase activity; phosphatidylcholine lysophospholipase A1 activity
Source: RefSeq, a predicted model, not a curated record
GAGAUUGGCGGGGGCGGGGCUGGGGCAAGCGCGGCGCUGGGCGAGCGGCGGCCGUGCGCGGAGCCGAUCCUGCCGUCCCCGACGUCCCGGGCCGCCGCCGCCGCUCCCCCGCCCGCCAUGAGGAAGCGCAACGAGUCGGUCACGGUGGAGCAUGAGCGCGCCGCCGCCGCGCCCGCGCCUCUUGACAAGGGCUGCAGCCUGAGGCACAGCCUGCGCCUGCCCGCCGCCGACACGGGCAUGAAGCGACCGCUCGGCAGGCGCCAUGGGUUAUGGUUCCGAUUGCGGAGGUUGAUAAUCUGGCUGCUGGGAGUGUACAUAGCCAUUCCAUUUCUAGUAAAACUUUGCCCUGCUAUCCAGGCGAAGCUGGUCUUCCUAAACUUUGUGAGGGUCCCCUAUUUCAUUGACUUGAAAAGACCACAAGAUCAAGGUUUAAACCACACCUGUAAUUAUUACCUUCAGCCAGAGGAGGAUGUAACCAUUGGAGUCUGGCAUACGGUCCCUGCAGCCUUAUGGAAGAAUGCCCGUGGGAAGGACCAGUUGUGGUUUGAAGAUGCUUUGGGUUCCAGCCAUCCCGUGAUCCUUUACUUGCACGGCAAUGCGGGAACAAGAGGAGGGGAUCACCGUGUGGAGCUUUAUAAGGUCCUCAGCUCCCUUGGGUACCACGUGGUCACGUUUGAUUAUCGAGGCUGGGGUGAUUCCGUAGGCAGCCCGUCGGAGAGGGGAAUGACCUACGAUGCCCUCCAUGUCUUUGACUGGAUAAAAGCAAGAAGUGGAGACAACCCUGUCUAUAUAUGGGGACACUCCUUGGGCACAGGGGUCGCAACAAAUCUAGUGAGGCGCCUUUGCGAGAGAGAAACGCCCCCGGAAGCCCUGAUACUGGAAUCUCCGUUCACCAACAUACGGGAGGAGGCACGAAGUCAUCCCUUUUCUGUGAUAUACAGAUACUUCCCUGGGUUUGACUGGUUCUUCCUUGACCCCAUCACGACAAGUGGAAUUAAAUUUGCAAAUGAUGAGAAUGUGAAGUACAUUUCCUGCUCCCUGCUCAUCCUUCAUGCUGAGGAUGACCCGGUGGUACCGUUUCAUCUGGGAAAGAAGCUUUACAACAUCGCUGCGACGUCGCGGAGUUUCCGAGACUACAAGGUGCAGUUUGUCCCAUUCCACACAGACCUCGGCUAUCGGCACAAGUACAUCUACAGGAGUCCAGAGCUACCUCGAAUACUGCGGGAAUUCCUGGGAAUACCUGAACAUGAGCAUCAUCACUGAAGACUUGGCAGCACAGAGGUUUUCCUUUCUUUUCUUCCUCUCUCCUCAUUUUCCUCCCCUCUCCCUGUGGGUCAGUCUGCCGUUCUUCCAUCCCUGGCACUAGAGGAGAUCAGGAGUUCCCGCUCUGGUCCUGAUGUGUACCCUUGGCAACUCCAGCUCCCGACAUCAGCACCUGUGAUGGUAGGAGGAUAUGGUUGGCUUCUUUCUUUGAUGUAGAUGGAGGGGUGACGACAACCCAGGAGCUGAUACCAAACAGUGAACAAAGUAAGCACAACAGAGCCUGGCCAAUCCAGAGUGGUACUGCUGAGGACAGACAUACCUUGGCUGUGUCAUGACCAAGGGUGUUUCUUUCACUUUCAAACGCUGCUGCUGGUUUUUGGAUCACGUAGAGACUUAUUUGUUGGCAAAUGGCUUUUGCAGUGUCUCCAUACCACAGUUGUCUUGCUUGAGUUUGAGGUGUUUUCUUUCCAGGAAAUACAUGUUUUGCCUUCCCCUUUUGCUAAGUAGCUGUAAUUACAAAUCCACUGCAGAUCCAGGUGGUGAGAGGUAUUUUUAUUCAGCUCUUCAGUCACUAUGUGUUGCAAGUGUUGGGCUAAUUGCACACAUUAUGGAAAUAAAGAGAAAGCUGGUUUUUUUUU